AUGGCUGAGCCACCGCAGCCGGAUUCUUUCCCGGAAUCGUCCAGGGAACGUGACGCCGGCGCCUCCUUCGUCCUUGAAUCCAAGGGGCAGUGGUGGCACGCCGGCUACCACCUGACGACGGCGAUAGUUGGCCCCAUGAUCCUGACUCUGCCUUACGCAUUCAGGGGACUGGGAUGGGUUGCCGGGAUCUCCUGCCUCACCGUCAUGGGGAUCGUCUCCUUCUACUCCUACUAUCUCAUGGCGCUGGUGCUCGACUUCUGCGAGAAGGACGGCCGCCGCCACAUCCGCUUCCGGGAGCUCGCCGCCGACGUUCUGGGUUCAGGAUGGAUGUUUUACUUCGUUAUAUUGAUUCAAACAGCCAUCAACACUGGGAUUACCAUUGGCACGAUUUUGCUGGCAGGGCAAUGCCUUGAGAUAAUGUACGCAGCAGUAUCUCCACAAGGAUCAAUGGAACUCUGGGAGUUCAUAGCUAUAGUGACGGCAGUAAUGGUGGUUUUAGCUCAGAUGCCGUCCUUCCACUCCCUCAGGCACAUCAACUUGGUUUCUUUAAUACUAUGUUUUGGCUACACUUUCCUCGUCGUCGCUGCUUGUAUCUAUGCAGGCAUGUCCAAAAAUGCACCUGCAAGGGACUAUUCAUUAGAGUCUGCAACCUCUGACAGAGUAUAUAGUGCAUUCACUUCCAUUUCCAUUAUUGCUGCCAUUUUCGGGAUUGGCAUCUUGCCUGAGAUCCAAGCAACUCUACUUCCCCCAGCCAGCGGCAAGAUGCUGAAAGGACUUGUGAUGUGUUACAGUGUGAUCGUGGUCACAAACUACUCAGUUUCGGUCUCUGGCUAUUUCGUCUUCGGAAACAAAUCGAGUUCAAACAUCAUUCAAAACUUCAUGCCUGACAAUGGCCCUGAUUUGGCCCCAACAUGGAUUCUUGGUGGUGCAGCAGUCUGUGUGCUUUUCCAGCUUUUCGCCAUUGGUCUGGUGUAUUCUCAAGUGGCUUUCGAGGUGAUGGAGAAGAAAUCAGCCGAUGCUAGUGAAGGGAUGUUUGCGAUGAGGAACUUGAUACCUAGGAUCAUCCUUCGAUCUCUUUACAUGGGAUUCUGCGGCUUUGUGGCAGCCAUGCUUCCGUUUUUCGGAGACAUUAGUGGAGUAGUGGGAGCAAUCGGGUUCAUACCUCUCGACUUCAUCCUCCCAAUGCUUCUCUACAACUUGACUUACAGGCCUUCCAAAUCGUCUGUUACGUAUUGGAUCAACAUGGCAAUUAUGGUUGUUUUUACAGGAGUAGGUCUCUUGGGGGCUUUCUCUUGUGUGAGGCAGCUCGUUCUCGAUGUGGAGAUGGCCGGUACCACUGAUGAGCAGUUCACGGAUAUUGCAGCAGUUGUUACUUCAGCCGCUUUCCCAGGUGAUAUGUAA
Molecule: messenger RNA, 1401 nt
Organism: Linum trigynum
Lineage: Eukaryota; Viridiplantae; Streptophyta; Magnoliopsida; Malpighiales; Linaceae
Source: the annotation of a GenBank genome assembly